Nezara viridula (southern green stink bug) is the source of this 5316-nucleotide messenger RNA. Lineage: Eukaryota; Metazoa; Arthropoda; Insecta; Hemiptera; Pentatomidae. The record is from the annotation of a GenBank genome assembly.
CGGACUGGAGGGAGUUCUCAUCCAGGCUUCAGUCGGUCAGUGGUUAGUGUACAGUGUUGUGUUCUGUCAACUCUCUCUCUGCCAUACCAGUUCGUAGCCACAAUAUCCUCCAUGCGGCUGGUGGUGGUGCUGUCGGUUGCCUGGGUGGCAUGUUCAACCUCUUCCUUGUCUAUCAGCCACCAGGAUCUGGAAGAAGGCAAUAGGACGUGCGAUGGUAGAGAAAGCUGUGAAGAUGUACAUGAAGAAACGCAUGGACCAACGCUGUGGAUGGGAAGAAACUGCCUUUGUGACGAAAACUGCGUCACUUAUGGAGACUGUUGCCCUGAUUCACCACACUUCGAGCUGCAACAACAGCGGCGUGGCGCGAUAUCUUUCCACUGCGAGAAUUUGCGCCAGUAUGGUGGCAUCUACAUGCGCACCACCUGUCCUCCAGAAUGGGCCGAACCAAAUAUUCGGGCAGCCUGCGAGAAUGCCUCCGAUAACGUCAGUGACCCGAUCGCUGGAAUACCGGCAACUCAUCCGCAGUCAGGUAUCACCUACCGAAACCUUUUCUGUGCCAUCUGCCACCAAGUUACGAUUAAGGAACUGGACUUCUGGCAUCCCAGAAUCGAGUGUGCUGGCAUACCGCUUAAAAUGAAUCAAAAUGUCAGCGAACUAAUUUAUUUCCACGAAGAGAAUAAAUAUUGGGGUAUUAAUUUCGAAGGUAGAUACCAUCCUUGCUCUAUCGAUCCCACGCCACCAAAUGCGACAGAAACAUUGAUCCGUCGUUGUAUACCGGAUGUGAUAAAAACUUGUGCAGUCAAUUGGACUAAUGCUGAAGUUCGUACAAGUUGCGAAGCUUACACGUCCAUAGUCUACUUCGGCGAUAAUGUGUACAGGAAUCCACAUUGUGGUAUCUGCAACAGUGUCCCGGUUCAAAUGCUUCAAUGCAAUAGACUCUUAUUCAGGGGAGGCUUUGAUAAACAUUUCAGCCUCAGUGCUUUCUCUGUUUUAUUCGAUCUUAGCGGUGGGCCGCCUGGAAUGACCCAGCCCUGUGAUGAAGACCAACUUUAUGACCCUUUUUACAAAAAGUGUCGCAACGUUCUGCAAGAGUUUCAAACGCCAAAAUAUAAUAGAGCAACUGAUGUCUCCUUGAAAUGCAAGAAAUUUGUACUACAACAAGAUGAUUACUUGGUCGAUGAUAAUUUUGUAUAUGUAAGCAAGUAUAGAAAACGAUUUAGAGAGGGUGAGUUCAAUAUCUACGAAGACGGUAGGCUGGAAAUUUGCGCAGACAAAAUCGGUAUUAUGUUGGUUGAGAAGUUCGAUCCCUACAUGGGUUAUAUCACUUUCGCGGGGCUUGGGGUCUCCAUAAUAUUUUUGCUUCUUCACCUGGCCGCUUUCUGUCUCGUUCCAGAUCUGAGGAAUCUCUCUGGAAAGAACAUGGCCUCUUUGUGCGUGGCACUACUGAUUGCAUAUACUUCCUUUGUAGCUGGUCGAUUUUUCAAAGGGAAUGUAUGUCUCGUCAUAGCCGUCCUUACAUUUUAUUCUUUCUUAGCAUCUUUUACCUGGAUGUUAACGAUGUCAUUUGAUGUAUGGCGUACUCUACGGCUGGCUACAUCAGAACUACGGGUUUGCUCUGGGAAACAAUGGCGCAAGUUUAUCGCCUACUCUUUGUGGUCUUGGCUGGUACCAGUAUUCAUAGUGUUGAUGGCUCUUUGGGCAGAGCUCUCGCCAGGGAUUGGAGCUGAUUGGAGACCAGGAUUCGCUGCUACCAACUCCUGCUGGUUUGGCCGCAGCAAGCCCUUGCUGAUAUUCUUUGCCGUACCCUUGGCAAUAGUAAUGCUGCUCAACAUCGUUUUCUUCGCUAGUUCUGCUCACAUGAUAUAUUCUUCAACGAGUACCACUCGGUUUACGGCCAGCGCCUCUACCCAACGAGACUUUAGGAUGUACCUCCGACUGGCAGUGGUGAUGGGGCUCACAUGGACUACUGGACUCAUUGCUGGGACCCUUGAUUUCGACUUACUAUGGUACCUCUUCAUCCUUCUCAACACUCUCCAAGGACUGUUCAUAUUCCUUGCGUUCACUUGCAACGAUAAAGUGAUUCGACAUUUGGCAGCUCGGCGACGAUCAAAUCCACAAGUCAUUCCCAGAUCGUUUUCCUGGUCAACUGACUCAACAAUCAAAAAGUCACAAGUGGAAUCUGAGCAGACAUUUGACACUCUGUAUUGAAAAUGUACUUUAUGUAAAUCCACAAUAUUUAAUACUUUAAUUUAUAAAUGAUUUUGAAUCUUCGUUUUAUUGAGAGUUAGCAGAUAUACUUUGUGAAUAAGACUGACUAUAGCUGUAAGCAUGUCUCAGUUGUACUUGUGAUAAAUAAGAUAUAUAUUUUUAAUAUUUAAUUUUAUAAGGACACAACCAAAAAACUUAAUUAAUCUAAUUUUUUUUAUUAUAUUGCACUUAUAGAUUUUGAAUUGCUCUACUUUUUUAAUUUUUUUUUUUUGUUACCACCUUUAGUGCCUUUAAGAAUUGUUUGUUUUUGUGACAAUCUUUUGUGAAAAAACUUUUAAGUUCUUCUUGAGAACUUUAUCUUCCAUAAAAUGGAUUAUUAACAUUAACAUAUUUAAUUCAGCAAUUCUUGUUACACUUUACCUGUUUGUCCUAAAUUUUAAUAUUUUAGUAUAUUGCUGAAACCCUGAUGAUAUUUUUUUUUCACAUUAAGCCGCUGUAGCAAGGCAAAGAAGUAGUAAAAAUAAGAAUUAUAUAGAUAUGUAAAAACCUAGGUAUUAGAUAAAUUAAAUAAGAAAGAAAGCUACACUUCUUUUAUUGACAAUAGACAGACAAAUUAAAGGGUGUUCUUUGUAAAUACAUCUGUAAUCUAAAAUAGAAUCCUUGUUAACUAACAAGAGGAGGUUACGAAGGUGAGGUCACCGAAUUAAAUGAAACUUUUUUUUGUGAUAAUAGAUCGAAAAAUAUUACACCCAUGUCCACGGAUUCUCACCAAUGCGGUCUAGGAAUCGAGAAAAAAAUAACAUUUUAUAUAAUUUAGAAUUAAAUUUUGCCUUUACUUUGUCCAGAUUUUUAGUCUAUUAUGUACCAAUUGAUUACUUUUUUUUGCGAAAAAUAAGAAAAAAAAUAUUGAUUGUAGUAGUAAAUGAGUUAUUAAGUAUUAUAGACAAUAAAAACUAAAAGGGUCUUCCAGUAAAUUAAGCUAUUUAGAGUUUUGCUGAGACAAAUAUUUAUUACAGUAUUAAAUGAAUUAUUAAGUAUCAUAGACAAUAAAAACAUAUGCAGGGUUUUGCUUUGAAAAAGAAAGUUAGAUUCGUUUUUAGCGUUUCUUAAAACUCAUAAAUCCGAAUUUUUAUAGAUAACAAAAAUUAAACAUUUUAGUACUUUAUUUUCUCGUCUUUGUUUUUCCGGCUAUCGACUAAAGCAUGCAUAACUUCUCAAGAUUUUAUCCAAAUUCAAUGUUAGUGCAACCAUUGGAGAGCUGAAUUGCCGCUCUUCUAAACAACGGCAAUUGAUUUUGUAAUGGGCUGGUGUUUUAAUUAGUUUAUGGAGAUCGCAUUCAUACAAUUCUGUGUAGUAUAAAGAGCUCUAAGUCACAAACAAUUUUGGUGUGAUUAGGUGGAAUCGUUCUGAAGUUAUCCUAACGUUUGUGGUAGGCAAGGAAAUUUCAAAGGACCCACCCUAGACAAAAAUUUCAUGCAAAAAUUUUAAUGUUUCAAUUACUAUGAAAAUUCGCAUUUUUUAAUUUUUCGGAGCGUAGAAAAUUAAUACCAAUUCGUUUCUCCCUAAAAAAAUAUUUACCCCUAUAUACCCAAGUUAGUAAGUCAAAUUUAUUCCCAUACGAUAGAUAACAGCCAAAUAUAUUUUUUAUCUAAGCCAGUCUGGUAUCUACAGUAAAGAAUUUUUUAGGGAGAAAGAAAUUUGAUAUUUGUUUCCCUCACUCCGAAAAACUCUAAAAUACAAGUUUUCAUAUCAAUCGAAACAUUAAAAUUUUUCACGUCAAAUUUUGUCGCCAACCAAAAAAACUAGGAUACCUUCAGAACGACUCCCUAUACGAACAUUAUAAGAGAGUUAGGACUCCAUAUGCUAACAGAGUGGUUUAAACGCGACCUCCGCAACCAAAUUAAAACCAAAGAUAUAAAAUAGAAAUACUUCAGAGGUUUUUAUAAAUUUCUAGCUUAAAAAGGAAUGAAUUCCAAAACCACUCUAUAUGGUUUGGCAGAGCGGCAAUUCAGCUUUCCAAAGGUUAUACUUACAUUGGAUUUGGAUAAAAUCUUGAGAACUUAUGCAUACUUCAUUAGUUAACGUCGAAAAAUCAAGUACUAAAAUUUACGAUUUUGUAUAUUUAUAAAAAUUUGUAUUUAUGAGAUUUAAUGAAAUUAUGACUGGUUCAGAAUGCUGCAAAGAUGGUUUAAUGAACAAGAAAACGGGACUAAAAUUGGAAGGGUUACCUAAAAUACCAAAGUAAAUCCAAACCGUCCUUCAUUUCUUCGUUUUACUGUUCUGGCAUUAAAGUCUCUGGGUCAUAACAACCAAAAAUUAAAUUUGGGGUUAGAAAAACCAAGAGGUAAGGUUAGUUAGUGGUCGAACACAUCAUAAUUGAUAUUAAUUUGAAAUCUUUUUUUAAAUAAACAUUCACAAUUGAUAACUAGUUAAUGAUAUUCAAUAUAUAACCUACAUUUCAGUAGCAAUCAAAAGAAAAUUGUUGGUGUUUAUGAAGUUUAAAUGGAAUUAAAUUAUCAUUAAUUACAACUAUAUAUGUAUUCAAGGGUGCCUCCCCCCCAAGAUCGAUGGCACAUGAAUCAUCCCCCUCUCCAAAAAUGUUAUUACUCUCCUCUUCUUAAAAACAGUGCAAGCGAAAAUAUAAUUAGAAAAAUCUUAUAUCAUAAAUAAUUACACUAUUUCUGUUCCUUGUUGUCCUCUUAGUUCUUAGUUUUCCAAUUAGUCCCUAUUUUGAAACUUUUUUCUCCAAAAAUUCAUAACUCCGUCAGAAUGUGCCCCCUGAAAAGUUUAAAAUUCUGUCAAAAUGUGCCCCCCUCGAAAACUUCGGUGGCGCAACUUGCGUCAUGAAACUCCCAUCUGGGCACCCCCUGUAUGCAUUGGUAUCUCACAUACUAAAGAUAAAGAUGACCCCAGUUUCAAACUUGUAUAAUUUAGUGCGAAUCAUUUGUUUUUUACAAUGGCUGGUUAUCUUAGAUCUUAAUGAAAGUUUUAUUUUUAUCUUUAAUAUCUAGAUAAUCAAAUUAUUAUAAAGUACCAGUAGCUAGUAAGAAUAAAUUAUUAAAUCUAUCUGUACCUCAAAAUACUUUGUAUAGAUUGUAAAUAAAAAUU